Molecule: messenger RNA, 3352 nt
Organism: Peromyscus californicus insignis
Lineage: Eukaryota; Metazoa; Chordata; Mammalia; Rodentia; Cricetidae
Product: olfactory receptor 10AD1-like
Exons: 1
Coding region: 901-1893 (330 amino acids)
Biological process (GO): G protein-coupled receptor signaling pathway
Cellular component (GO): membrane
Molecular function (GO): G protein-coupled receptor activity; olfactory receptor activity
Source: RefSeq, a predicted model, not a curated record
CUUAAUUCCAAACAAGAUGAAAGUACUAGAGAUUUAAUCUGAAUAUGGUGCUUCCCUAAAUGUUAGAGUAAUGAGAAAAAGAGGAUACGGACUGUGAAUACUACCUCUCUAAAGAUGUAAGAUAAACACUGUGUACUCACAGGGCCAAGGGUGAGCAAAGUCCCCUGCGGGCCCAGUUCUAGAAAGGCUGGCAUCUAUGAGCCCUGCUCACUCAUUCCCCAUUCUCAGGGAAGUGGUUGAAUUCUUUCUGCGCAAUUGUGUGUACCUCUGACUGUAGAGAAAGGGUGCCACCUACUAAGGAAGCUCCUUCUCCAGCCAGGCCCCUUUUCCUUGUGAGAGUAAGGAGAAUGAGUCAGGGAAAGCAUGGAUCACUGGAAUGAUCGAGAAAUGACUGUUAGGCACUGUCAUCUGAGUGAUUUGACUCCUGUGCUUUAAAACUCCAAGCCUUUCAUCCCAUAAAUUAAGUAUGCAAAGACAGAAUAUAGUGUUCCUCUAGAGAACACUCUCUCGUGUGUUACAUACUAAUGGCCUUUAACAAACUAAUCACUAUCACACACUCCGUCCCUCAGGCUCUUAACUUCCCUCAUCUGACAUGAGCCCCAGGCACAGCUAUUUUAUUCUUUCUCCUCUGAAUACAUCCUGGCCAUAAGCCAUCCUUUGAUGUUGAAGGACCUGAACCACAUGACCAUCUCACAGAGCAUCUCAGCGAUCCAGACUAAAGGGGAACCACGGCUUCCUCAACUUCUAAAACUAGAAUUUAUGUAGAGAGCCUCUGGUGACCCUGGCAUUUUCUUACCAGAGAUUGCUAAGUUCCCAAACUGUCACUGUCACCAGGGAAAGUCUCUUGCUGGGCUUCUGGGUCCAGGGGAACAUCUCACCUUCCACACAACUGUGUCCUUUAUGCUUUUUCUGCCCCCCUCCUCAAACAGGCCCCAGACAGCCGACCUGAGGAACAGCAGCACAGUGACCGAGUUCAUCCUCGUGGGCUUUGAGCAGAGCUCCCCUUCCACCCGAGCUUUGCUCUUCAGCCUCUUCCUGGCUCUCUACAGCCUCGCCAUGGCCAUGAACGGCCUCAUCAUCUUCAUCACCUGGACUGACCCCAGGCUCAACAGCCCCAUGUACUUCUUCCUCGGACACCUGUCUUUCCUGGACAUCUGCUUCAUCACCACCACCAUCCCACAGAUGUUGAUCCAUCUGGUGACCAAGGACCACACGGUCUCCUUUGCCUCCUGUAUGACCCAGAUGUACUUGGUCUUCCUAGUGGGUGUGGCCGAGUGCAUCCUCUUGGCUUUCAUGGCCUAUGACCGUUAUGUUGCAAUCUGCCACCCACUGAACUAUGCCCAGAUCAUGAGCCAGCAGGUGUGUGUCAGGCUGGUGUGUUCUUCCUGGAUCUUUGGGAUGGUCAACGGCAUCUUUCUUGAGUAUAUGUCAUUCCGGAAUCCCUUCUGCAAAGACAACCACAUAGAAAACUUCUUCUGUGAGGCCCCCAUAGUGAUUGCCCUCUCCUGUGGGGACCCUCAGUUCAGCAUGAAGUUGAUCUUUCUUGAUGCCAUCGUGGUGCUGCUCAGCCCCAUGGUGCUCAUUGUCACCUCCUAUGCCCGCAUCCUGACCUCCAUCCUCAGCAGAGCAUCCUCCUCAGGCAGAGGGAAGACCUUCUCCACUUGUGCCUCUCACCUGACUGUGGUCAUCUUCUUCUACACCUCAGCCAUGUUCUCUUACAUGAAUCCCCGCAGCACCCAUGGGCCUGACAAAGACAAGCCUUUCUCCCUCCUCUACACCAUCAUCACGCCCAUGUGCAACCCCAUCAUCUACAGCUUCCGCAACAAGGAAAUGAAGGGGGCCAUGGGGAGGGCCCUUGGGAGAGGCAACCUGGCCCAGGCAGAGUCUGUCUAGGAGGAAGAUACAUAGUUCCCUCCACUGGAGAGUGGAGACGUAACCCCUUUCCUGGGCCUCAUCAUCUCUGCCAGACUCCAGGAAUAAGAUUCACAGCCACCUUAGCACUAGACUCAAGAUGAAAUUUCUUUUGUGUCCAUAUAUGAUAUCUCUAGAUGCCUUUCAACACAGAUGGAUCUUCUCUGACUUCCCUUAGUUCAGGGAAGGGAGCAUCUCUGCGACCUGCAUGGGCAGCAGAGAGACAAGCUGGGGGUCGGGGGACAAGAAGGCAGUUCAGCACUAUGUGUAUCAGUGAUCAAUGUCGGUUCAAACGUCCAGAGUCUGACCCCAAGUUCUUUAUUAGGCAUAUUUAAACACAGCACAAUCUGGUGAAAACUAUUCUUGUGGUGAAUAACUGAAUCCUGCAUACACGACAAAACAUACCUAGAUCUCUGAGGAACAAAGCUAAAUACAGAUCAGACGUGACAACAUCAAACUCUUGGUAAAGCACAUGUGACACUUUUCAUAAGGAUAGAUUCUAUAGAUUGACUGAGAAAAACGAGUUUUCUAGCAGCGUCUGGAGGACGGUCCCGUGCCUGAAAGUCCCUGGCCACACAGAUUGCACAAAGGUCACCAGGCUGGAGAGCAAGUUCAUUCCAGCCUUCUGGGCGGAAAACAAGUUUUGCGUUCCUUCCCUUGAAGGAACAACCCCGUGUGCUUAACAUCCCAGGUUCCGCUAGUGCAUGUCUGCGAGCACAAAGACCUCUGUGCCCCCUGUGCCUUGGUGACACACUUUCAUUCUUGGAGGCAGAUGUACAAUGCAAAGAAACUUAUUUUAUAAAUUAAGAAGAGACAGACAUGGUUCUCAAGGAAAAGCAACUGAAGAAGAUAAUCAGAUCAUGUUUGGGGGGCAGUAGUGUGUGUGUGUGUGUGUGUGUGUGUGUGUGUGUGUGUGUUUGCAUGUUACUUAUGUGUGCAGGUGCAAAUGUGUGUGCACAGAUAGAAUUAGAAUAUUCUGACAUAUGCUCAUACGUAUUUAUAAAUGUUUUAAACUUUUUUUCUUUGUUUGAGGCAGGGUCUUCAAGUCUUGAUCCUCUUAGCCCAGUCUCUCAAGUAAUGGAAUUACUUGAAUGCACUGCCAUACUUGGUUCCACCUGGCGAUGCCAUCGUCAGUCUGGAUAUACACUGCAUAAUUUAUCAUAGUGUUUGAAGAAUCCUCCUUGUCUUCUGUAUUUUCCAUAAUCCACUCACAGCUGGUGAGUCUGCCCCAUUCUUUCCCUCGCUUUCCCCAGCCUCUAUCAUUUUAUCUAUGGGCUGGAUCGGUGGCUUGCAACCAUUGACAAUUUGGUGAUGUUGGAAAGAGUUGCUGCUGGCACCUACAGAGCAUAAGAACAGGCGCUAAACAUCCUAACAUAGUAAGGACAGCUUCCACACUGAAACUGAAUGUCCUAAGAGCUCAACGGUGAACGAAAAACUAAGG